CCUAAUCUAUGCAAAAUUCGUAAACGUCACAUUACGAAUUCAUCGAGACCAGUUUUUCUCCAAAAAUAACCACACAGACGCCGUUAAGUCACGAUAAAGGUGGGGUUUGAGGACCACUUGAAAACGGAACAAAACGCUAUAAAGAUAAGAAACCAUCAAUUCGGACAAAAAAAAAAAAACUAACCUUAAAAUAUCAUCCCAAAGGGGUUCCAAGUUCUACUUCAGUUCUGGUCCCGAACGCAUCGCGAAAAUGUCGUACUACAGCGACACGGAUGACUCCAUGAAGUCGUUUAGCGACAUCCAAGACGAUGGGGUUCGUAAGCGCAAAGCUUGGGAGGCAGACGCCGCUUCCAUCGCAUCAGAAAUAAAGGAUUUACUCGACGAAGACGUCAACUCGCUUGUUGAGGAGGAUUGCAUUGGGUGUCCGUUACCAUCAACACCGGAAGAUGAAAAUGUUCUUGAAUCUGAAAUGAGCGACGUUUUAAAAGCUGCAGUUUUAGGUACAGGAGAUGAAAUCGAUAUAGCAGCUUUAGCCCAUAACGCUGCUGAACAGGCGGAAGUAGUCGUUCGAAAAUUGAUUAAGGUUGGUUGGUCUGUUUGUGGAUUUCAUCAUUUACCAGCUUGGCUUCAAGAUAAUGAUUUCUUGAAACACGGCCAUCGACCCCCGAUGCCCUCAUUUCGAGCUUGCUUUAAAAGCAUUUUUAGGAUACACACGGAAACUGCUAAUAUUUGGACUCAUUUGUUGGGUUGCGUCGCUUUUAUUGGAAUAGCAUUUUAUUUCUUAAUGCGUCCAUCAAUCGAGAUUCAACUGCAAGAAAAAAUCGUAUUCGGAGCCUUCUUUUUCGGGGCGAUCGUCUGUUUGGGAUUCUCUUUCAUGUUCCACACCGUAAACUGUCACUCGCAAUUUAUCGGGAAGUUAUUUUCAAAAUUAGAUUACUGCGGGAUCGCUUUAUUAAUAAUGGGCUCUUUCGUCCCAUGGUUAUACUACGGCUUUUAUUGUCAUUUUAAACCGAAAGUUGUUUAUUUAAGUGUCGUUUGCGCUUUGGGAGUGACCAGUAUCAUGGUGAGUUUAUGGGAUAAAUUUUCGGAAUCAGCGUGGAGACCGUUUAGAGCAGCCGUUUUUAUGACAUUUGGAUUGAGUGGAAUUAUUCCUGCGAUUCAUUAUGGUAUCGCCGAGGGGUGGUUUAAUGAUUUGAGUCAAAAAAGUUUGGGUUGGUUGGUUUUAAUGGGGUUAUUGUAUAUUAUUGGGGCGAUGCUGUAUGCUUUGAGGGUGCCCGAAAGGUGGUUCCCUGGUAAAUUCGACAUUUGGUUCCAUUCUCACCAAAUUUUCCAUGUUUUUGUACUUGGUGGAGCUUUCGUACAUUACCAUGGAAUUUCUGAGAUGGCUAUGCAUCGCGUUACGAUAGGACAAUGUGAAAUACCUGAUACUUCAAUUUAUUAAGAGAAAAGAUUUAGACAUAUUUUUAUUAUUUUAUAAUAAAUACAAGAUUAUAAUUAAAAGAAAUUCUAGGUAA
Molecule: messenger RNA, 1514 nt
Organism: Onthophagus taurus
Lineage: Eukaryota; Metazoa; Arthropoda; Insecta; Coleoptera; Scarabaeidae
Source: RefSeq, a predicted model, not a curated record